Molecule: messenger RNA, 216 nt
Organism: Trypanosoma grayi
Lineage: Eukaryota; Euglenozoa; Kinetoplastea; Trypanosomatida; Trypanosomatidae
Exons: 1
Coding region: 1-216 (71 amino acids)
Source: RefSeq, a predicted model, not a curated record
AUGGUUCUUCAGCAUUAUAAUCUUAAGAACGACUGUUGUGACAUUGCUGUCAUGUGCGGUGCAUGCAUCCUGAGUAUUCUGGCAAUUAUACUUCAAAAUGAUUCCCUAAAGCUUUUGGCCGAUAUUAUGUACUACGUUACAAUCGGCUGCAUGCUGGCCCAGCAUGAACAUCAAAUGAAGAAAUUCGGAUACCCGAGAGGGCAGAAUAUGGUGUAA